This is a messenger RNA of Oncorhynchus tshawytscha (Chinook salmon), 2317 nucleotides long. RefSeq names its product Krueppel-like factor 10. The transcript has 4 exons. NCBI's taxonomy places the organism in Eukaryota, Metazoa, Chordata, Actinopteri, Salmoniformes, Salmonidae. The record is from RefSeq and is a predicted model, not a curated record. Gene Ontology annotation, molecular function: RNA polymerase II cis-regulatory region sequence-specific DNA binding; DNA-binding transcription factor activity, RNA polymerase II-specific. The coding region runs from base 285 to 1625 and encodes 446 amino acids. Gene Ontology annotation, biological process: regulation of transcription by RNA polymerase II.
UGUGUCCACUGUAUUUGAAAUUAUGGCUGAAUGGAACUAGAAAAAGGAAAAGAGAAACAUAUAUUGUAACAUUUACCACAAGUCCGACUGUCACACAUCACUUCAUUAACACAGUGAAGUUACAUUCGAUACAUUGUCUUCGAAUAUGAGAAAAUGUAAGUCGUCCUUUGUCGAGCGCCACAACAAUUGUACAUUCCUUUAUCUGUUAACAGAGUGACACCGUGGAAGUUGAUGAGCUGUACUAUCCUGGCAGUCAGAACCAUGAAGAGUCCCAGUGUCACCCUAUGGCCGUGGGAGACAUGGAGGCGGUGGAGGCUCUUAUGUUUAUGAACACCCACUGGAAAGCCAGGACUUCCAGGAGCUUCAAGCAUAGACAGUUCCGACCUCUGACCCCUUCCCCUGACUUCUCAGAGGAUGACUCUCAUCUCUCAUUUGACCCGGCUGAGGUUUGUGAGUCUCUGUGUAUAACCCCGCCAUACAGCCCGCCAAACUUUGAGGCCAUUCACAGUCAUCCUGCUCCAGAGACAGUACAGACCUCCUGGUGCCAGAGACAUAACCCACAGCCAGCACAGCAGGGCUUGACACAGUCACAGAUGGUCAGCCAGCCCCGAUCACAGGCCACCAGUGUGAUCCGUCACACUGCAGACGCACAGCACUGCAGCUGGAGCAUCUGUCCAGCCGCCCCCCUGGAGCAGAGACUAAACCAACCCCUGCCUCCCCAGCCCCAGCCAAGCCCAGACAGCAUCAACAACCCCCUGGCAGAUAGGCUAUCUGGCAGGGGCUCCAAAGGGAACAUGAUACCCCUUGACUCCUCUGCUGAACCGGCUGCCAUCCAGGCUCCAGUUACUGUAACUCUGCCAGCCUCUGUUGGUAAAUUCCACCAACCUACAUCGGUGUCCCCUGUCAACUGUAGGGUUUCUCCUGUUCCGGUUUAUUGCCAGAUACUACCUGCUGUGCCAAUUGCAACGAACAGUCAUAUUCCAAUGGUUACCACCACCAUGGUGGCGGCAACCAGUCACCAACAACAGUCAGCAGCAGUUGGUCCUUCAGUCUUCUUCAUGGGUGACCAGGUGACAAAGGGCCCUAUCAUCUUCUUGGUUCCCCGGCCAGUUGUCGGGAUCCAGCCGUCAGUGCUGACAUCUGGUGGCACCAAGCUGCCAGCCAUCGCCCCAGCGCCAGGCUUCACCUCAGUGGUCCAGCGGAUCAGCCUACAGCCUGCUGAGGUGUCCAGAGUCCGCAGCCAUAUCUGCCCCCACGAGGACUGUGGCAAGACCUACUUUAAGAGCUCCCACCUCAAGGCUCACAUGAGGACUCACACAGGUGAGAAACCUUUCAAAUGCAGGUGGGAAGGCUGUGAGAGACGCUUCGCUCGAUCCGAUGAGCUAUCACGCCACCGUAGAACCCACACAGGAGAGAAGCGUUUCGCCUGCCCCAUGUGCCACAGCCGCUUCAUGCGUAGCGACCACCUGGCCAAGCACGCCCGUCGACACCUGGCCACCAAGAAGGUGCCCUGUUGGCAGAUGGGAGUCUGUCACAGCGGUGAUGUUACACAUGCAGUGUUUUCGGCACCGUUCCUUCGUCCUCUGCCCAGAAUAAACUCUUGCCUUAAAGACACUGUAGAAUAAGCUAUUUCGUCAUUAGAUGGGAACUCAUUCACUGUGAUACUGUUCACUGAAGACUUCAAUGCACAUCAAUGCAAUUAAUUACAUUUUGAAUUCUUUAAAAACUAAAGUUGUUUGACAUGUUUAAAGUUUCUUGACUUACAGUUUCAUAUUUCAUUCAGGUCCACUUGAGAUUACGUUGUUAUUGGCAGUUUAAUGUGUGAUGAAUGAUAGCAGGGUUUUUACUCAUUUACAUUACGUUUGAUCAACUCUUACUUGUUGAAGAUUAUACUAAUAUUAUUGUUUACAACUGUGCUUUAAACUACUGACAAGACAAGAUCAACCUCUUUGCAUGUGGUUGUAGUGGUGGCAACUGUCCACUCUUUCUGUGUCAACCUCCAAAGUGUGGAGCAAGGUACAGAAAUGUAGAAGUCAAAUCUGUGAACAACUAGAGGCUUAGAUAGACUUUUUCUGAAUCUCCGAGCCUACCAAAUAAGUAAAUUACCGUUAUGGAUUUCAAAACUAUGCUUAACUAUUAGAUCUUGUACAUUAAUUGUUUUUCUACCUAGUGAAUGUGUUCAAUACACUGUAUAUUUAAUAUUCAUGAGAAUUGUUUGGCCAAAGAAAGAAUGUUAGAGAAAAGUUUGUAUAUUUAACUUAAAUUACAUACAUUUUCAUUGUUUUGUUACAGGUGAAAUAAAAUGUGUAAAACUUUA